CAUCAUCGUUUGAAUCUUUGGCCGUGUCGCUUGACGAGUGUCAUACUACGCCGAUGGAGUUAUUUUUGACAACAGCUCAAAAUUAGAAUUAUGUCUACGGGAAACAACCUGCCCGUUCGGUUUAGUUGAUGUCCCGCGAGAGACCAAUGAUCAGGUGAAAGCGACUUACGGAUUGUUAGCAAUGCUCCAUACAAUUGCCUAUAAGUGCAUUCAUGCUGACAUCGAAGUCUUUAAAAAAGCUCAAGUCUUUUUCAUUCAUGCUGCACAGACUCGCUUAAGACUUUGGUCCUUCGGUUUGGUUGAUAAGGAGCUGUAUGUUUUGAACAGAGUCGAUAGCGUAGUCCUCCCUGUUGAGGAUAUCAUAGAUAUAAUAAUAAAGUUAAUCAUGAAUCACACAUUACCCCGCUUGUUCUCAUCCUACCGUUGAAGUCUGUACACAGGGUACAACCCUGUGGCGAGUAAAUAUUUAUUCUGCAAAAGCAAUACAAUCGAAUGGGCCUGGACUAUAGAAUAUUAUUAGAUCCUGAGCACACAUAUUACUCUUGUCAUUUGAUGUUAUAAUUGUUGAUCCCUCUAAAUAAUACUUAUAUACUCAGUAUGGAAGGGCUAAAUUUAAAGACAUGUUGAUUAUUUACUAUCACCAGAUUAUUACAUCAUGAUCCAAUAAGG
This is a messenger RNA of Mucor mucedo, 669 nucleotides long. RefSeq lists its product as uncharacterized. NCBI's taxonomy places the organism in Eukaryota, Fungi, Mucoromycota, Mucoromycetes, Mucorales, Mucoraceae. The record is from RefSeq and is a predicted model, not a curated record. Bases 182 to 427 code for a protein of 81 amino acids. The transcript is spliced from 2 exons.